AUAGGGUACAAUUACUUUAAGAUAACAAAACUUCACAUCCCAACCAGGAUGUUUUUAAAGUACACUAUCGUGGUUAUUUCCCAUUUUUCACUUUAAACUUCAUUUUGUUAAGUUCGAGUUUGUAAGGAAAUGGAAGACACCGCCGAGAACUCUUCGCAAUUGCCGGCAUACACGGCUCUGAAAUGGGGGGAUUUUGUCGCUAAUCCUCAUUUAUUGUACAACCUGUGUCCAGGGCCUUCGAAUCACAGAGCGGACAAUUGGAUAAACCUAUCGUAUUCAAGGGAUUAUUUUUUAGAGUUUAAAGUAGACAAUAUAGAGGAACUAGAGCGCCUCAGGAAUGAGAUGUUGGCAAAGCCCAUCUUGUUCCAUGUGAAACUGGAGCACCAUAAGACUGAACGUUACCCAAUGGUGAGAGUCCACACGACUUGGAAAGCUGAGUAUGCAGUCCUUGUGAACACCAGGCAUCCAAAGAUCCGAGAAGUACUGACCCACAAGUUGUUGGAGAUCACUCAGCACAUGCAAGAGGGCAAAAAGUUCUGUCUGCAGCUAGACUUCGGUCCGUCAAUGCGGCAGUGGUACAGUGGGGCUGUAGAUUCCCAACCCGAUCUUUGUGACGGUAGGCGGAACAGCGACUCAGAAGACAUGAAAAUCGCGAUUCACAACUACUCGACCCCUUGGGACUGCUGCAUGAACCCACUGUAUAUUGUGGGUUGCUUCCCUCUCUGGCUUCUUUUCGGGGGAUCAUGCUAUUGUAUUCAAAGAACUAGGAAAUGUAUCGACGAUUCCCACGAAUUUCGGAAUCUACCUGUUGUCCUCAUUACAGGGGUGAGUUUGAGGGUUACCGUGCGGCAAAACAUGCCACCACCGAGACCACCACAGUACUUCAACCCCCAGGAACCACCAAGCUACCAACCUAGGGAAGGGCCGGGGGACUAUGACCCCACUCCACCCCCACCUUACCCUGGCAACAUUUGUUAGACGACUGUAAAACAUUAGAGGAACAGGGUUUUGUGUGGUGGUGUUCAGUACAUGUAUUUGAUAUGAUUUGUUAGACGGGUGUUCAAUAAGAGAGUCAGGCUUUUUUGGGAUGAUUUUGACCAUAAGGCAGAUCUGAUGGUUAAUUUGUUGAAUAUUCAGCUUCCUUAUUAAACAUGCAAUUAACUAGGACUUUCAAUUUGAAUUUCGACAACACAUUUAUUUUUUUAUAUAUAUAAUUAUAUAAUAAACUUAAUAAAAUGUGAUAUUAAUAUUUUAAUUCUAUCUCGAGACUGAUUAACAUUUGACAGUUGUAGUGCUUUGUUACUUUAAUAUAACAUUUGGUAUCAUUAUAUGAUGCUUGUUUUUACAAAUAUCUAUCAUAUUUCAAUGCUAUUGUCCUUUCCGAUAUAUAGUACAUGUAUAGUUAUUUUGGAUAUUUUAUUUGAUAAAAUGAAAUAUAUCUGAAAGGACACUAUGUUGGCCCUAUCAAGCUAAGCUGUAUACAAAGUGUUCACUCCUCAAUGCUCUGAUCAAUUUAAGGUCUUCGGUUUUGUUUCAAAGUUACUGUAAUACUUUAUAUCCAGUUAUUUUUGCGUGUCCCAAAAAUUUGCAAAAAUCUAUGGGUAAAAUCUGUAAUUGAUCAAUAAUUGCAUGUGACUGAUAUUGAAUAUCUUGCAAUGCAUGUUAAAGUGAUUGCGAGAAGCGCGAAAAAUUAUACAAUCGCGAAAAUAUAAUAUAGGUAAUGUGCUCGAUUAUAUGACUGUGAUAUAUAAACAUUUACAAUGUACAUACAGUUUGAUGACGUUACGAAUGCAUGUAUACUAGUAAUACUCGUUCUUUGUUAUAAUUACAUGUAUGUACACAGUAAAAGCAUUUAAUGUAUCAUAUAUUUCUGAAUACAUUGCUGGUAAACUGAUUAGUUGGUUUUUGGUCGCUGUUUAACAAAAUUUUACUGAAUUUUGCAAUUGUGGGUCAUGUUAUUGGUUGUUAUUUUCUGCGCUGUCUUUUUGCUUGGUUGUGAUCGUAGAACACUAUUUUUUUGUAAAAAUAUCUAAAAAAGUUAAUUUAAUUAUAUAUAUGCAUAAACAUGUGCAUUUACACAUGCAAUUUGUUGUGAAGAUGUAUUUGUCUACAUUGCCAGUAGAAUAUUUUUAUUUUUAUUGAAUAAUACCAGCUAGUCCUCAUGCAGAGAGUGCAGUGAAGAACAUGUCUUUAUUACUCAGAUUCGUAUAUCAAUGAAAAAUAUAUACAGUUAUACAGUGAUAUACUAAUACAAGGUCAUUUAUCACACACCUAUACAUGUAUUAUAUGCAAUAAAACUUGCAAUAAUCUGGCUUAAGCUUGUGCACAUCAGAGUUUACAGUGCAAUGUCAUUUGUCACGGUGUGACAUUCAGUCUUUCGGACUGUUUUUUAAUCAUUGUGUGAGUUAACUUUUUUUUCGGACUUUGUGUUAAUUGUUACAAAAACUUUCCCCCUAUUUCAACAACUGUUUGAAAAACGUUUCUAAUUCCGCGCAGCCUUAAUCCCACCUGAGGCACAAUCAGUGAUGGACAGCUUAUCUUUUAAUUGACUUCUGUUCAUGUUUAUUGACACUUCAUCUUUCAUCUUAUUAAUCCAAUUCUGUAAAAUGUCAUGAUUUACUCGAUCAAAAGCUGUUUGAUAACUAAGCUUACAUCUGUACUUAUAAUGUUAAUCCUUCUUUGUGUUGUUCCAUUGUUCAUUAUAUAUUAUUCUGAAUUGUAAAUUAUAGUCAGUUGAAAUCAGACCUUCGGUGCUGAUGCAUAUAUGCCAAACUCACGUAAAAGUAUAUUUCAUGUAAAGUCUAUAUUAAAGUCCGAAAACUAAAACGCGUGUUAGCUUGUGGAGGUUUCAUGAGGCUGGGUCCAACAACAAGAGAAUAAGCUCAAGGUUGGCCCAGAAUUAGUCCUGUAUGGGAAAGAGCGCCCCAUAAUACAUGUAACUUAGAAAUGACGUAGUAAUUAAAUCAUAGAUAUUUUACUACAUUAAAUGUACUUUUAUAACUACAAUAAAAACUAAUAGCGAUAGACUACUAAAGGUAUUUUUGUUUUACCAUACUAAUAUAUAAAUUUAGUGCCAUGUAUUGACAUAUUUGCCAUAAUGUCAAUUUUUGCGAAAAUCGUGGUUUUUGGAAAUGCCACUGAUUUAUCAUUAAAAAGUGUCAAAUUAUUUUAUAUUAGAUUUUAUCAUCGCUUUAUUGAACAGUAAAAAAAUUAUUUGACUGUUUGUUCAUUGCAUUUUUUUAAAAUGCUACCAUGUUUGUAAAAUUCACAAAAUAAAUGUUUG
Messenger RNA from Magallana angulata, 3283 nucleotides. RefSeq lists its product as uncharacterized. Lineage: Eukaryota; Metazoa; Mollusca; Bivalvia; Ostreida; Ostreidae. The coding region runs from base 130 to 978 and encodes 282 amino acids. The transcript is spliced from 6 exons. The record is from RefSeq and is a predicted model, not a curated record.